AUGGCCCUGGACCCUGGGCCCCGAGAGUUGAACUUUGCUGUCCCCCAGGAAUAUGACCUGGAAGGUGCCAUCGAGGAGAAUAAGGAGCUGGGCAAAGCCAUUCUGGAGAUGCUGCACAUCAAUAAGCUGUCUGCACCCCAUGUGGCCAAACCACACCCCUACAUGAGACAGGUCUAUCAGCUUCUGGACACACAAGAGGCCCGAGACUUGGGAAGCUCUGAUGGAACACUGGUGCAGAGUUUCCGGAGUGUUCUGGGCCCACCGGAUGCCCCCGCAGGAUGGAUCUGGUUCAACGUCUCCCACCUGAAGCCUUCUAUGGCCGUGGCUGAGCUCGUCCUGCUCCGCAAGACCCUCCACCCCGACCCCCUCAGUGUCACAGUGUCCCUGCACAGCCUGACCCGGGGUGCGAGUGGCCUGAGCGUGAGCCCUCCCCUCGAGGAGAGGAUCUUGACCCUGGAUCAGCUACCCCCGUCUGGCUAUGACGUGUUCGACGUGUCCCCCUUCAUGUUCUCCUCCAUGCCUCUGGACGUGGUGGGCUUCCAGCUGCGCUACACGGACGAGAGUGGGAGCCUGGUGCUUCAUGAGGCCCUGACCCAGAGCCUCUACUGCCUGGGAGGUGGCUCCCUCAGCGAGCCCCUGCUGGUGGUGUACCGGGCUAGGCCGCUUCGCCCCCAGAUGACGGCUGCCACCAAUGGGUUCCGGCCUGAGCGGAGACAGCGCCAGCACUGCCGCACGAGGAGCCACGAGAGGAGGAGCCUCUUCCUGGCCAAACGAAAUGGCUACAAGCGCCGCCGCUUUGAUGCCAGCUCUGACCCACAGUGUCGGCUCUAUCACCGCUAUGUUGACUUCAACAAGGGCGAUCUGGCAAACUGGAUCCUACAGCCGUCAGGGUUCAAUGCUACCUUCUGCAGAGGUACCUGCCACAUCGGGAAUUCAGAAGUGUCCAUAGAAGGAUUUAGACCAAGGAAAAUAGCACCUGAGGAGAGAUCAGUGAAUAGCUCCAACUGUGUUCCACUGGAGCUGUCAUCUCUCACCGUGAUGUAUAGGAGUGAAACGGAUGACGUCAUAAUCCAGAAGUUUAGAGACGCAAGGGCAGAGAGCUGCACAUGCCAGCCACAGGCUAAGCCUUGAAACCAGCUCCCACAUACAGUAUUUACCUAUCCUAGCCACUGGAGGGCGAAAUUGCUUAUUGAAUCUGAAGUAGGAUGCCUGCUAGAAGACCGGCUAGUAGACCUGGGAGAAAAGGAUUAGGGUCAUUUUAUGUUUUGAGAAAUCUAUGAACGAGGGUUGGUAUGUU
Messenger RNA from Oncorhynchus kisutch (coho salmon), 1297 nucleotides. RefSeq names its product bone morphogenetic protein 4. Lineage: Eukaryota; Metazoa; Chordata; Actinopteri; Salmoniformes; Salmonidae. The transcript has 5 exons. Gene Ontology annotation, cellular component: extracellular region. Bases 1 to 1131 code for a protein of 376 amino acids. The record is from RefSeq and is a predicted model, not a curated record. Gene Ontology annotation, molecular function: growth factor activity; cytokine activity.